AGGUGUGAAACUUUGUGCGUCCCACGAAUCUCAUCUACUCACAAGACCACCCCUUCAAAACACACACAAACAUAUAGAUACACAAAUAUAUAUAUAAAAAACACACAAAUUACAGACAAAACAAAAAUUUUCCACAGAGAGAGAGCUCAUUGUACUUGUUGGGAAGCUUCAAUAUGACAUUUAAAAUUUAUUCUUGAAGCUUCAACAAUUCUCCAAGAAUCACAAAAGGGUAUAUUUGUCAAUAACAAAAGUUUCAUAAUUUGGGGCUAAAUCUUUACACUUUUGAAAACCCUAACCCUAAAAUUUUAUCAGGGAAAAAUGAAAUCUUUAUCAAAAUGAAGUCUCAUAAUUCUGAACAAGAUGAUACCCAUACCAUAGAUAGAUGCAAUAGUCCUAUAUCUAUUGCUCAACAAGAUUUUACUUUGUUGAUUUCAGAUCAGAUAUUGAUACAUAUAUUGUCUAAGCUUACUAAGUCACAGUUAAUCUCUAGCUCUUUAGUUUGUAAAAGGUGGUUAAAGAUUAAUGGUGGGUUAGUUAAAGAUUUAAGAUUGUUGGAUUGGGAUUUUCUGGAUUCUGGUAGACUUGUUUAUAGGUUUACUAAUCUUGUUAGUGUUGAUAUUCUUCAAUCUUGCAUUGUAUCCUCUCGAAAUGUAUCGGGUAUCUGUUUAAGUAAUAAGUUUGUGUCUAUGCAUAUUGAUUCGGAUGUUUCCUGUAAUGGGUUUGUGUCAAAAUUUGAUUUUUUGGAUGCCCGGGUGAUUGAUAGAGGGGUUCGGGUUCUUGCUCAAGGGUGCCCGAAUUUACGUAGGCUUGUAUUGCUUGGUGUGAGCUAUGAAGGGUUGGGGUAUAUUGCCAACGAGUGUUUAGCUUUGCAGGAGCUUGAGCUAUGUAUGUGUUUAGAUAUGGAUUUAAAAGGGCUUGCAGGGUUUAGGAAUUUGCAAAUUUUGAAACUUGUUGGUUCUGUUGAUGGGAUGUAUGAUUCAGUUGUUUCGGAUAUUGGGCUAACUAUUUUGGCUCAAGGGUGUCCUAGGUUAUUGAAGCUUGAGCUUGUUGGUUGUGAAGGGAGUUAUGAUGGGAUUAAAGCGAUUGGACAAUGUUGUCAAAUGAUUGAAGAGUUGACCUUUUGUGAUCAUAGAUUCGAAGGUGGGUGGUUAGCUGCAUUGUCGUAUUGUACCAAUUUGAAGACUUUAAAGUUUCAGUCUUGUAAGUUUAUUGACCCGAGUCCGGGCCCUGACAAGCAUUUAGGUUCCUGUCCUACCCUGGAAGAAUUACACUUGGAGAGAUGUCAGUUAAGAGAUAAACAGGGGUUGGGAGCGUUGUUUAUGGUAUGUGAAGCUGUCCGGGAGCUGGUUUUAGAGGAUUGCUGGGGAUUGGACAAUAAUUCUUUCAUGGCUGCAAGUAUGUGUAGGCGAGUGAUGUCCCUAUAUUUGGAAGGAUGCUCGUUACUUACAAUGGAUGGUUUUGAGCCAGUAGUUCUAUCAUGGAAAGAGCUUAAGAGACUAAAAGUAAUUGCUUGUAAUAAUAUAAAAGACAGUGCUAUGACACCAGAAUUAGCUACCCUUUUUUCUGUUCUUAAAGAGUUGAAGUGGCGCCCAGAUUCCAAGUCUAUUCUCACAUCCGGUCUUGAUGGUACCGGUGUAUGGCAGAAAGGUGGUAGAAGCUUCAAGAUUUAGUCUUUCUUUUUUCAAUAGUUAGCGCCGCACAAGACAGUAACCUGAGGGUAUACUUGCUCUAGUUUUCCCCAUAAAGAGUAGUCUUAGGCUCUAGAGAACAAGUGUAUCAAAUGUCAGUAUACAUCUAAUUUCAUUUUGCUAUUUCUUUCCACAUAUUUUUCUAUAAAGUUAUAUUGACAGCGUUUGUUUUGGAGUUAAUACAUCUCUUAUUUGCUAGUAAAA
This is a messenger RNA of Erigeron canadensis, 1892 nucleotides long. RefSeq names its product F-box protein At5g07670-like. The transcript is spliced from 2 exons. Gene Ontology annotation, cellular component: SCF ubiquitin ligase complex. Gene Ontology annotation, biological process: SCF-dependent proteasomal ubiquitin-dependent protein catabolic process. NCBI's taxonomy places the organism in Eukaryota, Viridiplantae, Streptophyta, Magnoliopsida, Asterales, Asteraceae. The record is from RefSeq and is a predicted model, not a curated record. Gene Ontology annotation, molecular function: protein binding. The coding region runs from base 336 to 1670 and encodes 444 amino acids.